GGAAGGAGAGAGGGAGGAGGAGAGGAGGAGGAGGAGGAGGAGGAGGAGGGGAGGGGAAGCAGAGCCGAAGCUCGGGAACAGAGAGCGCGCCCGGGAGCAGCAGCAGCAGCAGCAGCCGCCGCAGGAAGGAGCAGGAGGAGAAGAAGAAGAAGAAAAGAGCAGAGCGGAGCAGAGCCGCGCGGAGGAGAGGUGGCGCUGGAAGCAGCGGGCGGGCGCGGGGACCGGGCUCCCUGGAUGCUGGAUUUUCGGACUCUCGCUGACUCUCUCCCGCUCCCCGCCGCCGGACUGUGAGCGACAGGCACCAGCGCCGGGCGGCAGCGGCCGGGGGCUCUGCUCGUGGCGGCUGCUGCUGCUGCUGCGGGGCUCGGAUUAAAUUGGCCGCCCCGGAGACGAGCGGGAGCAGCGGGAGGAGGUGGCGCCGGCGGAGGGAAGCGGCGGCGGUGGCGGGCGGGCGGGCGGCGGCGGCGGCUGCUGCUGGGACCGGGGGAGCCAGCAUGACCAGCAGGCUCUGAAAAUAUUUCAUCCGAAAUUUCAGACGGGACAGACUCGCAGUGGCUUCUAAGCCCGUGAGAACGAGGCUGCUAAAGCAUGCUGGUGCCAAGCUGUCGGAUGAUGCACGUAGUCAGGCCGGUGGUGGUGCUCCUGUGCUUGCUGCUCUAUGCUGAUGCUGAAACACCACCAAAGUUUACAAGAACUCCCGUUGACCAGACCGGGGUCUCUGGAGGAGUCGCCUCAUUUAUCUGUCAAGCUACAGGAGACCCAAGACCUAAAAUUGUCUGGAACAAAAAGGGAAAGAAAGUCAGCAAUCAGAGAUUUGAGGUAAUAGAGUUUGACGAUGGAUCUGGAUCAGUUCUCAGAAUACAACCACUGCGGACUCCACGAGAUGAAGCUAUUUAUGAAUGUGUUGCUUCCAAUAGUGUCGGUGAAAUAAGUGUGUCCACAAGGCUCACUGUUUUACGUGAGGAUCAGAUUCCCCGGGGUUUCCCCACCAUUGAUAUGGGUCCACAGCUGAAGGUGGUUGAACGGACUCGUACAGCUACUAUGCUAUGUGCAGCCAGUGGCAAUCCUGAUCCCGAAAUAACUUGGUUCAAAGAUUUCUUACCUGUUGACACAAGCAACAACAACGGCCGCAUCAAGCAGUUACGAUCAGGUGCCCUCCAAAUUGAACUGAGUGAAGAAUCUGACCAAGGCAAAUAUGAGUGUGUUGCAACCAACAGUGCGGGUACACGCUAUUCUGCCCCUGCCAAUCUAUAUGUCAGAGUUCGACGGGUCCCACCGAGGUUCUCUAUCCCCCCUACCAAUCAUGAGAUCAUGCCUGGCGGGAGUGUAAAUAUCACCUGUGUCGCGGUGGGCUCACCAAUGCCAUAUGUGAAAUGGAUGCUAGGAGCAGAAGAUUUGACACCUGAGGAUGAUAUGCCGAUAGGGAGGAACGUCCUUGAGCUUAAUGACGUCAGGCAGUCUGCAAACUAUACAUGUGUUGCUAUGUCUACCCUUGGUGUUAUAGAAGCAAUAGCACAGAUAACUGUCAAAGCCUUACCCAAACCUCCAGGAACACCUGUGGUGACAGAAAGCACAGCAACUAGCAUAACCUUGACUUGGGAUUCUGGAAACCCUGAGCCAGUCUCUUACUACAUAAUCCAGCACAAGCCCAAAAACUCUGAGGAGCCAUAUAAAGAAAUUGAUGGGGUGGCCACAACACGCUAUAGCGUAGCUGGCCUAAGCCCUUAUUCAGAGUACGAAUUUCGGGUAGUUGCUGUCAAUAACAUUGGGCGAGGCCCUCACAGUGAGCCCGUGUCAACCAGAACCUCAGAGCAAGCACCUUCAAGUGCACCACGAAAUGUGCAAGCCCGUAUGCUGAGCUCUACCACCAUUUUGGUACAGUGGGAAGAACCUGAGGAACCUAACGGACAAAUACAAGGUUACCGAGUUUAUUAUACCAUGGACCCCACUCAACAUGUCAACAGCUGGACGAAGCACAAUGUGGCCGACAGCCAUAUUACCACUAUUGGGAACCUAGUGCCCCAGAAAACGUAUUCCGUGAAGGUUCUUGCCUUUACUUCUGUUGGGGAUGGACCGCUUUCUAGUGACAUUCAAGUCAUCACUCAAACAGGAGUGCCUGGUCAGCCGUUGAACUUCAAAGCAGAACCUGAGUCUGAAACAAGCAUACUACUUUCUUGGACACCUCCACGUUCUGAUACUAUUUCCAGUUAUGAACUGGUUUACAAAGACGGGGAGCAUGGGGAGGAGCAACGUGUUUCCACUGAGCCUACUACAUCUUACCGCCUGCAAGGGCUGAAGCCAAACAGCUUGUACUUAUUCCGCCUAGCUGCCCGUUCUCCACAAGGCCUGGGUGCUUCCACAGCAGAAAUCUCAGCCAGAACCAUGCAGUCAAAGCCAUCAGCUCCUCCUCAAGACAUUAGUUGCACAAGCCCCAGCUCCACUAGCAUUUUGGUAAGUUGGAAACCUCCACCAGUGGAAAAGCAGAACGGCAUUAUCACUGAGUACUCCAUCAAGUACAUUGGGAUUGAUGGAGAAGAUGUCAAGCCCCAUGAAAUUUUGGGAAUUUCCUCGGACAGUACCCAAUACCUUUUGGAACAGCUGGAAAAAUGGACUGAGUACCGGAUAUCUGUGACUGCCCACACUGAUGUUGGACCUGGCCCAGAGAGCUUAGCAGUAUUGAUUCGGACAGAUGAAGAUGUUCCUAGUGGUCCUCCUCGCAAAGUCGAGGUAGAGGCUGUCAACUCUACUGCUGUUAAAGUGUCAUGGCGCUCACCUGUACCCAAUAAGCAGCAUGGUCAGAUCCGAGGAUACCAGGUCCACUAUGUGAGGAUGGAAAAUGGAGAGCCCAAGGGUCAACCCAUGCUGAAGGACAUCAUGCUGGCUGAUGCACAGUGGGAAUAUGAUGAUACUACUGAACAUGAAAUGAUAAUUUCUGGACUUCAGCCUGAAACGACAUACUCUCUCACUGUGACAGCCUAUACAACGAAAGGUGAUGGAGCCCGCAGCAAGCCCAAACUCGUGUCUACUACUGGUGCAGUUCCAGGGAAACCUCGGCUUGUGAUCAGCCACACACAGAUGAACACGGCUCUUAUUCAGUGGCAUCCUCCUGUCGAUACCUUUGGCCCGCUGCAGGGUUACCGCCUCAAGUUUGGUCGCAAGGAUGUGGAAACCUUUACAACCAUGGAGUUCUCAGAGAAAGAAGAUCACUUCACAGCCACAGACAUUCACAAGGGAGCUUCUUACGUCUUCAGGCUUUCGGCUAGAAAUAAAGUGGGCUUUGGGGAGGAGAUGGUUAAAGAGAUUUCUGUUCCUGAAGAGGUACCCAGUGGAUUUCCCCAAAACCUCCACUCGGAAAGCUCCACUUCUACAUCAGUUCAAUUAACUUGGCAGAUGCCAGUCUUGGCAGAGAGAAAUGGCAUCAUCACCAAAUAUACCGUCCUGUACAGAGAUAUCAAUGUUGCUUACCAGCCAGUUGAACUCCCCGUUGUUCCUGCUGAUACCACUAUGACACUUUCUGGCUUAAAACCAGAUACCACAUAUGAUGUAAAAGUACGUGCCCAUACAAGCAAAGGGCCUGGUCCAUAUAGUCCAAGUGUCCAGUUCAGGACACUACCCGUGGAUCAAGCAGUGUUCGCAAAAAAUUUUCAUGUUAAAGCAGUAAUGAAGACUUCGGUUUUGCUCUCUUGGGAAAUUCCAGAAAAUUAUAAUUCAGCCUUGCCUUUCAAAAUCCUUUACGAUGAUGGGAAGAUGGUGGUGGAGGUUGACGGACGUGCUACUCAAAAGCUGAUCACUAACCUGAAGCCAGAGACAUCGUAUUCAUUUGUACUGACAAACAGAGGGAACAGUGCUGGAGGUCUUCAGCACAGAGUGACAGCGAAGACUGCACCAGAUGUGCUGCGCACCAAGCCGGUCUUCAUUGGAAAGACCAACUUAGACGGCAUGAUAACUGUGGAACUUCCAGAAGUACCUGCAAAUGAGAAUAUAAAGGGUUAUUACAUUGUUAUUGUGCCUUUGAAGAGGUCUCGCGGAAAGUUUAUCAAACCGUGGGAAAGCCCAGAUGAAAUGGAACUAGAUGAGCUGCUUAAGGAGAUAUCUAGGAAACGCAGAAGCAUUCGUCUUGGGAGGGAAGUUGAAUUAAAGCCAUAUAUUGCAGCUCACUUUGAAGUUCUUCCUACGGAGUUCACAUUGGGGGAUAAAAAGCAUUAUGGUGGCUUUGAGAAUAAGCAACUCCAGAGUGGUCAAGAAUAUGUCUUCUUUGUGUUGGCUGUAAUGGAGCACUCAGAAUCUACAAUGUAUGCAACCAGCCCAUACUCUGAUCCUGUUGUGUCAAUGGACCUCGAUCCCCAACCAAUUACAGAUGAGGAAGAAGGCUUGAUCUGGGUUGUAGGACCGGUUCUUGCUGUGGUGUUUAUCAUCUGUAUUGUUAUAGCUAUACUUCUUUAUAAAAGGAAGAGGGCUGAAUCUGACUCGAGAAAGAGCAGCAUACCCAACAGCAAGGAGGCUCCCUCUCACCAUCCCACAGACCCAGUGGAGCUGCGACGCCUUAAUUUUCAAACUCCAGGUAUGGCAAGUCAUCCCCCAAUACCUAUCUUGGAACUUGCAGAUCAUAUUGAAAGAUUGAAAGCGAAUGACAAUUUGAAGUUCUCGCAGGAAUAUGAGUCUAUUGAUCCUGGUCAGCAGUUCACGUGGGAACACUCUAACCUGGAAGUAAACAAACCAAAGAAUAGAUAUGCGAAUGUAAUUGCAUAUGACCAUUCUCGUGUUCUACUCUCAGCAAUAGAAGGCAUACCUGGCAGUGACUAUAUCAAUGCCAACUACAUAGACGGCUACAGAAAGCAGAACGCGUAUAUAGCCACCCAAGGGGCGCUGCCGGAAACCUUUGGAGACUUCUGGAGAAUGAUGUGGGAGCAACGGGGCGCAACGGUUGUCAUGAUGACAAAGCUAGAGGAAAGGUCCAGGGUGAAGUGUGAUCAGUACUGGCCAAGCAGAGGCACAGAAACUUACGGGCUAAUCCAAGUGACUCUCUUAGAUACUGUUGAAUUGGCAACAUAUUGUGUUCGUACAUUUGCACUUUACAAGAAUGGUUCAAGUGAGAAACGGGAAGUGAGGCAAUUCCAGUUCACUGCCUGGCCUGACCACGGUGUUCCUGAACAUCCUACACCGUUCUUAGCUUUCCUGCGGCGAGUCAAAACCUGUAACCCACCUGAUGCUGGACCUAUGGUUGUACAUUGCAGCGCUGGAGUCGGCAGGACUGGCUGUUUCAUUGUGAUAGAUGCCAUGUUAGAGAGAAUAAAGCAUGAAAAGACUGUAGAUAUUUAUGGCCACGUAACUCUAAUGAGAGCGCAGAGGAAUUACAUGGUUCAAACUGAGGACCAAUACAUCUUUAUCCAUGAUGCACUGCUGGAAGCAGUGACAUGUGGAAAUACCGAAGUGCCAGCCAGAAACCUGUAUGCAUAUAUUCAGAAGCUGACACAGAUCGAAACGGGAGAGAAUGUCACAGGCAUGGAACUGGAAUUUAAGCGUCUAGCUAGCUCUAAAGCUCACACUUCAAGAUUCAUCAGUGCCAAUCUUCCAUGUAAUAAAUUCAAAAAUCGCCUUGUCAAUAUUAUGCCAUAUGAGUCUACAAGGGUAUGCUUGCAGCCAAUCCGUGGAGUGGAAGGCUCUGAUUAUAUAAACGCCAGUUUUAUUGAUGGAUACAGACAGCAGAAGGCUUACAUAGCUACACAGGGACCUUUGGCAGAAACAACUGAAGAUUUCUGGAGAAUGCUCUGGGAGCAUAAUUCUACAAUUGUAGUCAUGCUUACUAAGCUACGAGAAAUGGGCAGAGAAAAAUGCCACCAGUAUUGGCCUGCAGAGCGUUCAGCCAGAUACCAGUAUUUUGUGGUAGAUCCAAUGGCAGAGUACAACAUGCCACAGUAUAUUCUAAGGGAAUUCAAGGUUACAGAUGCAAGGGAUGGCCAGUCCCGUACAGUGAGGCAGUUCCAGUUCACUGACUGGCCAGAACAAGGAGUGCCAAAGUCUGGAGAAGGAUUUAUUGACUUCAUAGGCCAAGUGCAUAAAACAAAAGAGCAGUUUGGUCAGGAUGGACCAAUCUCUGUUCAUUGUAGUGCGGGUGUUGGAAGAACUGGAGUAUUCAUAACCCUGAGCAUUGUGUUGGAAAGAAUGAGAUAUGAAGGUGUUGUUGACAUCUUCCAGACUGUCAAAAUGUUAAGGACACAACGGCCAGCCAUGGUACAGACGGAGGAUCAAUACCAGUUCUGCUAUCGAGCCGCACUAGAAUAUCUGGGCAGCUUUGAUCACUAUGCAACGUAAAAACCCACCGUGGAUUUUUAUUGCAGGCCCUUUAAGAUCCAGAGAGCCGCUUCUGAGCCAUACGGUGUGCUUUAGAAAUACUUCUUAACUCUUAGCUAAGGAGCAAUUAUUGGGGAUAUAUAAAACAAACAAAAAUAUUGGGGAUAUAUAAAACAAAAACAAAAACUAUUCCAUGUGGACCAAGAAUUCACAGUUUAAUAACCUAACCAUAAUAAAACAAUCCUGACCGGUGAGGCGUCUGAAGGAUCUCAUUUACAGAUACCUCAAGGGUCCGACAUUGGUUGAAGUUAAAGGGAAGAGGAAAUUGUUGGAAGGAAGCAUCAUCUUGUUCAGGAUUGCAUGAUUGUUGCAAAGAGGAGUUUUGAGAGAACUGCAAUUCAGUGCAAGAUGUUUGUUAAAAGGCCGGUACGUGGCUUCUAAAACAAAAGGGACUCUUUGCUUCAACAUCACCCCUUUCCACCAUACUGCUCAUCAUAACACUUUAGGGAAAAUGUGGGAAUGUUUAAAAGGAAAGUCCUUGAUUUAGUUUUUUAGUAUUGUAAAGAUACUGCUGACCUGUGCUUCAUUUUUAACUGUGUAAACUUUUUCCUUUUUUUAACAAGAGUUUAUCAUUCAAUGAAGUGAAUUAAAAACAAGGUUGCAUAACUGUUCAUUUUUUUGUUUAAAAAUUGUAGAUUUUUUUAAGCUGUAGAACUGUUAUCUGUAAUAUCGUGCUGUAGACAUGUUAACGAAUUUGAAAAUUUGCACAUUUUUGUGCAGUCCUAUAUUUAUCUACAGUACCACAGUCUUGUUAGAUAUUACUUUUACAGUUUUGUUUAUUUUAUUUUUCUUUAAGAAAAUAUUCAUUGUAAUCAGUUAAAUCAAAAUGGGGCUUUUUGGUUUCAUUUGGAAUCAACAGGGAGGCGCAAAGUAUAAAGAUGCUGCUAACACACACACACACACACACACGCACAUGCACACACGCACACGCACACGCACGCACACCCGCACAUGCACACCCCUCUCUCCUCUAUAUGUAUAGGUAUAUGUAUGUAUUGCAGUCUACUCAAAUCUAUCUGUCUGUAUAGCUACAGUGAUACAGAUAGAUAGAUAUCUGCACACAUACACAUAAAUAUAUCAGUUCUUCCAUGACUUGGAUUUAUCAAAGUGGUGGGAAAGCUUUUCAGCAUACUGCAAUCAAGAUGUACUAGCAUUUGAUCUUCUCUGCAUUUCCAAAGUCCAGAAACUUUUGUUUUGAAGGGAAAUGAGGAAUGCACAUCACUGAUAUUAGAACAUCAUCCCUAUCUCAAAUGAUAUUUGUAGCCACGUUGUCACUUGAACACACAAACACACACACACACAAACACACACACACACAAAAAACACACGUGCGCGUACACACACACACACACACACACACACACACACACACACACACACACAGUAUGUGGUUUAGGCUUCCAGUGAAGUUCAAUAUUUGUAACACUUUAGUGCAAUAAGAAAUCAUAUUAUUAAAUGUAGGAGGUGUGCAUGUGGAAAAGGUCAGUGCAUAUCCCUUUAGGGGGGAGAAUGUUGUAAUAUACUAGCUAUUAAGAUGUUUUAAAACUGUAUUCAAUAGUAUACUGUCUAUAGUGUGCGCUAUGAAAUUUACAUUUAUCGUAUGUAACAGGGCAAAGCCAAACACACAUUGCUCUGUGAAAUCAAACUUUUUGUGGCACACAGCAUUGUUUGGAGAUGCUGUUUUUUAUUUUAAUUUUACAUUUAGAGUGCCUUAUAUUUGAUGCCUAUUUUGAAUAGCAUUUCUUUAAGUUAGCCUUCAUUUGUAUUUAGUUCAGUUCAUAUCUCUGUUAUUCUUUUCAGUGAAAACAACAUUCUAACACAUGUAAUCAGACAAUUUUGAAUAAUAUGCAUUCCCAGUCUCUAAUCAAGUACGGAUGGUAAUAAGUGAUAACCCAAAACACAUAGGUAGUCAAGGCCCUUUGUCUUUCCAUAUUUCCAACUACAGACCAGCCCACAACUUAAAGAUCCAUUUCCAGUUGGCUUUUCAAAACCACUGUGUCACUCGUUAUAGUAUUAUCAUUGCAGAGAUGUAGCAGUACACUAGUAGUAGCUGACAUAAGUAGUGUUUGUGCAUCUUUUUUUUUUAAUUUUGGGCUAGCCCUGCUCUUUCACUUGUGUCAACAGAUUGCUAAAGUCAAACCGUUGCUUUCGGUGGGAUGGUUCAUGUAAGGCUAGCACAACUGAGCCCUCAGGGCAUAUUUUAGAAUGACACUAGUUUUUCUUCUGGGGAUAAAAAAAAUUCUGUUAACAGCACAAAGUAUUUUGUGGGACUUUUAAUACCAUGCCAUUUACAUUGACCCCAUUUUUCUGUCAUGCCUUGUACCAAUUAGUACAUGAGUAUCUAAGGAAUUAUUUCUUUGGGGUUUCAGAUAAGAGCAUCGGUAUGGCUUGGCAAUGUCACCUUAACUUUUUCUUCUUCCACAUUUCCCACUACUAGCAGAAAGAAAUAUAUGAAAGACCAAACUCUAGCAAGCAUUGUAUUUGAGCACUUUUGUAAAGAAAAAAACCACAAAAACAAAACAAAAAUAUAAAUAUAUAUAUAAAAUAGAAGUAUUAUAGAAGGCUACCUCAGAAUGAGAUUCUAUAACUUACAUCUGAACCAGAGAAGAAUGUGCACUAUGUUUCUUUUUCUUCUUCUUUCUUGAUUUGUAUUUUUUAAAGAAUUAUUGAAGUGCCAGGUUAUGUGGUGUGGUCAUGUCCUUUUAUUCAAAUAUUGGGGAUCAGAAAAACACAUAUAAUUAUAGAAAGGAUAUUUUUGGAAACAGACUAGGGAAGAUUCUUGCACACCAGAUCUGUAAACAGAUCAGAGCUUUCUCCCUAGUAGACUAUCUUGCAAGGUCUAAGGAAAAAGGAGGGCGUUAAAAAAAAAAAUUAGAGCCAGUUUGUAAGGGAAACCGCUGUACAACUAAAUAUUCUUCUAGCUUUUAUGUUUAUGAGUUGUUUCUAAAGAGAACCGUUAGCAUCAUUGAUGUGCAUUCCACUUUCUGUAUUCUUAUAUAUAGUCAUUCUACAGUUAAUUUAAAUUGAAAGCAUGUCUACAUAUAGCGUACAUUUCCAAGCUUAGAAUUGGUUUCAUCAGCAUAACCAGUACGGUGCUAUUAUUUACGUUUGUAUGUGUAGUUAUGUCUAAUUUUGUAAUUAGUUGCAAUGGGGAAAAACUCAAAAUAUAUAAAAAUGAUUUGUACAGAAGUUUAUUUUAGCUCUUUUUUUAAAAUGUUUUGAGUAGCUAGAUGUUGGAGAGGAUGGCUGGGGGAAGGGAGGGGCCCUCUAGGGAGAUUUGCACUUUCUAUACCUUUGUACUAUGCACUGCCCUAUUGAUUCUACACCCAAUAAUGUUAUUACUUGAACCCAUCUGUAAGAAACUGCUUAUAAAAUCCACUUGUGUGUACGUAAAUGACACAGAACGUGUAAAAAGGAAAAAAAAAAAGUUAGCAGCGACAAACAAAAAACGCAGCUGCUUUUUUUCCUUUUAUUCUCUCCAGGUUUUCCUUUAUUUUUCUUUAUUCUUUUUUUUUCUUAUUUCCUUUUUUUUCUUGGUGCCCUGAUACUCCAACAGAUAUCAGAAGGCUGCAGGUCCCAUCAUAACCAUCUGUUAUGUGGCUUUGCCAUUCAAGCUUGGAGUGUCUUUACAAAGAUAAUAAAAAAAUUGUGUUCUUUGCUCUUGUUUUGGAUGCAUAGACUGAAAAAUAAAAAAUUACCUUGUACAAUGGCUUGUUAAAAAAAAUACAAUUACCUCUAAUUAGUAGUACGCGUAAAUGUUUUACAGAAUGAAAGGCGUGCUUUUUAUUUUCUUACUUCGUUACAUUGGUGGCGAAAGAAAGUCUGUAUGAAAAUCAGUUCUUUGCUGACACAAGUUCCAUUUGUUACAAAUGAAUUCUAAUAAAAUGUCAGUGUUAUGCA
Molecule: messenger RNA, 10251 nt
Organism: Dromaius novaehollandiae (emu)
Lineage: Eukaryota; Metazoa; Chordata; Aves; Casuariiformes; Dromaiidae
Gene: PTPRD
Product: protein tyrosine phosphatase receptor type D
Exons: 33
Coding region: 589-6312 (1907 amino acids)
Biological process (GO): peptidyl-tyrosine dephosphorylation involved in inactivation of protein kinase activity
Cellular component (GO): signaling receptor complex
Molecular function (GO): protein binding; protein tyrosine phosphatase activity
Source: RefSeq, a predicted model, not a curated record